CCCCGCCUGCGUCGUUUCCGCGGCGUUCUGUCAGCGCGAGGACUACAAAACCCAGAGGGUAUUUCGGCGCCCAUAGGCAUUUAAUACCAUAGCGGGCAAAAUCUGUCUUUAGUGCUGAGAUAAGCUUAGAAGGUUAGGAAAGGAUUUUUUUGGAGAGCGAGCUGCAAAGCUGCCAACCAUCGCGAGGGUCGCCUUUUCCUACCUGGCAAGGUUGUUUUUCUGCAUUUUUUCCGCAUUUUCCCGCAAAGCUGGGAGUUUUCCCAUUUUUUCCCCUGCAAAACAACAAAAAGGUCGGUUUAGUUGGAAAAACAUGAGCGAAGGUGGAAAUCAUCACUCUGCAAGUACGGACAAGGAAGAAUUUAUGAAUUUCUUCCCCCAAAUUGUCCGAGACCUGCUGGAAAACGAACUUCACGUCCCUGAAUUGUCCGAUGCCGUCAACAGGCUGAAAAGGGUGAUCGAAUAUAACGCCGUCGGCGGUAAAUACAACCGCGGAUUGACGGUGGUGGCCGCUAUCCGGGAACUUGCCAAACCGAACCAGCCCGACCCAAAGACUUUCCGCAUCGCCCUCAUUGUGGGUUGGUGCGUUGAACUGCUCCAGGCGUUUUUCCUCAUCGCCGAUGAUAUCAUGGACUCUUCGGUGACACGGCGAGGCCGACCUUGCUGGUACAGACAGGAAGGGAUCGGUUUGGACGCCGUGAACGACGCGUUUCUGAUGGAGUCCAGCGUUUACCAGCUGCUGAGGCGGCACUGCCGAGACCAGGCGUACUAUCUGAAUUUGAUGGAGCUUUUUCUUCAGUCAUCCUACCAGACCGAGCUGGGCCAAACCUUGGAUCUAUUUCAGAUCAAUCUGGAUUCCUUCACCGAAGAAAGGUACAAAGCCAUCGUGAAGCACAAAACAGCCUAUUAUUCGUUUUAUUUACCGGUGGCGGCUGCAAUGUAUAUGUCUGGCAUCGACAGCGAAGAAGAGCACGCACACGCCAAGGCCAUCCUUCUCGAGAUGGGGGAAUUUUUUCAAAUCCAGGAUGAUUUCCUCGACAAUUUUGGGGACCCCCAAGUGACGGGGAAAAUAGGGACGGAUAUUCAGGAUAACAAAUGCAGCUGGUUGGUGGUACAGAGCCUCAAACAAGCAUCUCUGGAGCAGAGAAAGAUUUUGGAGGAGAACUACGGUCAAAAGGAUCCGGAGAAAAUUAAUCGCGUGAAGGCUCUCUACGAAAAACAGGAUUUAAAAGCCGUUUAUAAAAACUACGAAGAAAACAGUUACCAACAGAUCGUGGGUUUAAUCGCCCAACACGCCGUCCGUUUGCCCGGCCAGAUUUUUCUCGAUUUAGCCAACAAACUCUACAAAAGGGAAAAAUAAUUUCUGCAGAGAAAUCUGGAUUUUAUUUUUAUUUUUUAGCUGGGACUUGAGAUAAAAGCAAAAAAAAUUUAUUUAGAACGGUUGUGGGCUCAUUUAGAAACGGGAAAAGUGGGGGGAGAAAAAAAAGAGGAAUAUUUUCCUUGGGUUACACCCUCAAUGGGAUUUUAUUUUUAUUUUUCUUUCGAUAGGGGAUGCUAUUUAGGAAGGGCGGAUAAAUUUCAUUUUUCUUCCCCAGAGGAUAAACCCAGGGAUUUAUCUUAAGGGAUGAAGGCCGCUUUUAUUUUUGAGUGGUGGGGUGGCUUAGAGAUGGAGCCUCUCGCCUCACAAUCAGGAGGCUGUGAGUUCGAUCCUAGGUAGAGGCAGAUAUUUCCCUCACACAAUGAGAAUAUAUCUGCUGAACAAAACUCGGCACUGGUGACAAGAAGGGCAUCCGGCCAGUAAAACACUCAGCUCCAUUCAGUUGCCCAGACUCCACCCCGCAAAGGUCAUUAAAAGAUGAUGUUUCAGGCUGCUUUUUUCCAUUUUUUUCAUCCUUCCCGAGCCUCCGAUGGGGCCGUUAAUCCUUGCCACCGGGGUCGGCGGUUGGGGAUGAUUGGAACUGUAGUCCAUUUAGGAAACGGACGAGUUGCUGCUUGGAUGUUAUUUGUGUUCGACGCCGGACGAGGCUCGCUAAGCUAGGAUCCGUCUUUGGGUGAUGGCGGCGAGGUCUUUUAAGGAGCUGGUUGGAAGACUGUGUAGUACCAAUAAUAAAUUAUUUUCCAGUUGGAUUUUGUGUGUUGAAAAGGGGCGACCGAGGGAAGAUUGUGGCUUUUUUUCCCUUCUUCUCUCCUUCCUUCCUUCUCUGUUCAAGCCAGAGGAAGGUAAAUCCUCGUCUUAACGACCGCAAUUUAACCCGGAGUCUCCGCGACUAAGCAAGGCAGUUCUUAAAUGAGUGGUGCCUGAUUUUAAUGACCUUUUUUGCCUCGGUUGUUAAGCGAAUCAUUGCUGUUGUUCAGUGAAUUAGGCUGUUGUUAAGUGAAUAUAAUAAUAAAGCACCUAUAACACCAAUAAUAUAACAUUGCAGUUGUUAAGUGAAUCAGCUGUUAAGUGAAUAUAAUAAUAACAAGGAAAUUUUAUGAUUGGAUAGAAAAGAGAAAUAGAUAAAGAUUUUGAUAACGAAAUAGGAGAACGUUGUAUUAAAUGUAUUGUACUUGCGGGGGGGGGGAAUAUUGAAAUAGAGAAGUGGAAAUUAUAAGGGAAGUAAUGAAAAUAGGAGGAGUAAUUUAAAAGAAGAAGUUACUGAAGAAACACCGAGAUGAAACACGGAAGGAUUGAUGUAUUAUGUGUUUGUUUGUGUAAGAAAAUAAAAUAAAUAAAUAAUAAUAAUAACCAGA
Messenger RNA from Pantherophis guttatus, 2730 nucleotides. It is a transcript of the gene FDPS, whose product is annotated as farnesyl diphosphate synthase. Lineage: Eukaryota; Metazoa; Chordata; Lepidosauria; Squamata; Colubridae. Gene Ontology annotation, cellular component: cytoplasm. The record is from RefSeq and is a predicted model, not a curated record. Gene Ontology annotation, biological process: trans, trans-farnesyl diphosphate biosynthetic process. Gene Ontology annotation, molecular function: (2E,6E)-farnesyl diphosphate synthase activity; dimethylallyltranstransferase activity.